This is a messenger RNA of Rhodotorula graminis WP1, 3474 nucleotides long. RefSeq names its product glycosyltransferase family 2 protein. The transcript is spliced from 7 exons. Bases 1 to 3474 code for a protein of 1157 amino acids. The record is from RefSeq and is a predicted model, not a curated record. NCBI's taxonomy places the organism in Eukaryota, Fungi, Basidiomycota, Microbotryomycetes, Sporidiobolales, Sporidiobolaceae.
AUGCACUCCAACAAGCAGCAGCACUCGCCCGACGCCCUGCGCACCAGCGUGCCGCACAACCCGCCCUCGCCCCUCCUCGUCUCGCCCACCUCGGUCCCGCCCGUGACGACGACCGACAGCGCCGUCGGCCCAAAGGACAAGCCGCCGUCGCCGACCUCGUCGCGCCGCAAGCCCGCCCCGUCCGUCACGGUCGACGACCUCGGCGAGCCCUCGCCGUCCCCCACCCGCACGGCGUUCCACCACCCUCAGCCCCCGAAACUCGUCACGUCCGCCUCGGCCGUCGACGUGCGCCCCUCGUCGAGCCGCCAGCAGCACGCCCCGCCGCCGCUGCGCUCGGCGACGAGCGACGACCCGAUCUCGCCCACCAACCGCGGCGAGUUUGCCCGCGGCCGCACCGUCCCCUCGACGCCGCCGUCGUCGUCGCGCCGCGAGCGCAGCACGUCCAAGGGCCCGCCGGUCCCGGUCCCGCACGACGAGGACGACAUCGCGACCCUCAACUUUGAUCGCCGCCCGUCCCAGAUCGACCCGCUCACGCCCUCGUUCCACUACGCCCACUCGGCGGCCAACGCGCCGCCCGUCCCCGGCAGCGGGAGCGGCGGCGCCGCGUCGACGCCGCGUGCCCUGACGGGCGGCACCACGACGUUCGCGCCGCUCCCGCCGUGCUCGCCCGUGCGCUCGCCGCCGACCGAGCAGCGCGGCCACAUGCGCCAGCGGUCGAGCCACGCGCGCAACCCGAGCAUCUCGCUCUCGUCGCCGCUCGCGAGCCCGACCUCGGCGACGUACGGCCCGCACGCCCAGCAGGUCCCUCCCUCAUCGGCGGCGGCGGCGACGAGCGCGGCCAAGAUCCUCCCGCUGCAGCCGGCGCGCACCCGGGCCCCGAUCGAGGCGUUCGCGAGCGUCGAGAUGCUCCAGGGCCAGCGCGAGCACCAGGACCGCACGCGCGGCACCGAGGUGUUUGGGCCCGGCGGCACGUACGAGGGACGGGCGAGCAGCUUGAGCGGCGAGGGCGGCCUGCCGGCUUACUCGCGCCGACACGACCCGCUCGCGGCCGUGCGCGCCGCGCGCAACCCGAGCAUCGCCGCCGCGUCGCACCAGCACCAGCAGCAGUACGGCGCGAGCCAGCUCCCGCCGCUCGAAUUCGACAUCAUGAGCAUCGCGAGCCAGUUGAGGGAGCACGACGCGAGGAGGGGGAGCGAGGACGUUCGCGGUGGAGAGUGGCCCCGUCGGUUCAGCGAGGCCUCGUCGGGCGGCGACGACUCGCCGCCGGCGACGCCGUCGAGCGGCGGCCCGACGCUCAACCCGGCCUUCUCGUUCCCGACCCGCUCGAGCUCGUCGCUCAAGUCGGCCGCUCCGGCGUACACGUCCAACAGCGAGCUCGGGCGCGCCUUCUCGUUCGCCAAGCGCGACUCGCACGGCGACGGCGGGCCCGGCGGGUGGCGCACCGAGCACCUCGGCGCGAGCGACAAGGCGUUCGCGCUCCAGCGGCCCUCGAUCGUCGCGCUCCCCGUGUACCCUGCACCGGGUGGCACCCUCGGCCGCAGCUUCAAGACGCGCGCCAAGAAGUGGGCGACCAAGGUCGCGCUCGUCACGGUCCUGCUCGCGUGCGCGUCGAGCUGGGUCUACCUGUGGGUGCGCCUCGGCGCCAUGCGCAUCGUCGAGCGCAGGCGGCCCGGCGUCUUUGUCGGCGGGUGGUGCUACCUCGCGCUCGAGACGGUCGUCACCCUCCUCAUGACGGUACACUCGAUCUGGACCGUCUUCACGUACCGCCCUCGGUCGACCGAGCCCAAGCUGCGCCUGCGCGGCGACCACAACCUGCCCUCGGUCGACGUCUUUGUCGUCUCGUCGGGCCAGGCCGACCAGACCGUGUUCGACUGCGCGGUCGCCGCUGCGUCGAUGGACUACCCGCCGCACCGGUACCGCGUCAUGGUCCUCGACCCGCUCGCGAGCGCCAACCUCGAGCGCGAGUUGACGCGCCACGCCAAGUCGCAGGCGGCGCCGCACCUGUCGUACCAUCGCCGCGAGCUCGGCGCCGCCCCUUCGAGCGUCGUCGUCGACUCGAGCGACGAGAAGACGCCCAAGCUUAUGCAGGAGGGGCAGCAGCGUCGCGAGAGCAGCGGCGCGCGCGGCAUCGAGACGGCGGCGACGACGGCCGCCAACUCGAUCAACUUUGGCAUGGUCGAGGCGGCGUCGUUCGGCAUCAAGGGCCCGGCCGAGUUCAUCGCCGUGUUUGACGCCGACAUGAUUCCCGAGCGCAACUACCUGCGCGCCGUCCUGCCGCACAUCCUCGGCGAGAACAAGGUCGGGCUCGUCAAGACGCGCCGAGGGUUCAUCAACCUCCCGCACCGCGUCAACCAGCCGACGGCGACGCUCCUCACGGCGUGCGAGACGCCGGCCGACACGCGCUCGGGCUUCCUCCUGCGCCGUGCCGCCUUGACCGAGAUCGGCGGCUUCCCAUCGGCGUCGUGGAUCCACGACGGCCAGUGCGAGGCGCUCCUCCAGGGGCGCGGGUACCAGGUGCAGCAGGUCGACGAGGUGCUCCAGUGGGGCAUGGCCAAGCCGACGUACGCGUCCCAGAUCGGCGCCAUGAUGGUCAACCGCCUCGGUCCGCUGCGCACGGCGCACCGCCUCGGCUGGUUCAUCCGCGGCGACAAGACCCGGCUCAUGCCGUUCGGCGCCCGCCUCAAGGCGAUCGGCAAGGCGCUCCUGCCCCUGUUUGGCGUCGUCGUCCUCCUCCUCGCCUACGUCUACCCGUUCAUGUUCACCUUUGGCGGCAUCCUCGUCCUCACGCCCAACCUGAGCAACCUCAACCGCCUCCUCCAGGUCACGCUCAUCAUGGUCCUCCUCAACAAGCUGCAUGAGGUCGUGUGGUGCUGGUCGACCGGCCUGCCCUCGCCUCGGCGCGUCCUCCAGGCGUGGAUCUUUGCCGCGCCGUACCAGGGCGUCGCCCUCGUGCGCCUCGUCCUCCCUCGUCGGCUCGGCGGCUACAAGGCGCGCACGUCGGACCUCCACAUCAACGAGGUCGUCGCGCACCCGGUCCGCGAAAAGUGGUACAAGCGCCUCGGGUGGGCCGCAAUCGACCCGCUCGUGUCGACCAUGUUUGCGUUCCUCGCCGCGUUCGGCGUCGCCAUCUGGCGCAUCGUGCGCGACUACGAGCACGGCACGACCGACCGCCACCAGGCUCUCUUGACGGUCCUUCUCACCAUCGCCUGGCCGACGCUUCUGUGGAGCGAGUUCCUCUUUGCGUCCUUCGUCCCCUUCAUCUGCCUCCUCUUCCCCUCGCACCUCCUCACCGAGCCCCGCGAGUCGUUCCUCAUCCGGGACCACUACUCGCACGUCGCGCGGCCCAAGCACCACUUCAAGACGGCGAGCCCGUUCAAGGUGUCGCGCGCGCCCGAGUUCGUCACGGGCGUCGUCGUCGUCGCGUGGGCCGUCGUGUGCGUGUGCGUCGCCAAGUUGACCGACGUGCUCGCGUGA